GUCAUAUGUGCCGCUGUCAAGUCAAAUAAGAACAGUUUAGCGUAAGAAGCUGUGCUGCGUACAUGUGAAAUGGGUGUUUGCUGGCCCGCACAAUAAUACCAUCCACAAGUGUUUAAGCCGCUAGAAGACAGCAAUUGCUGAUCGCACGAAGAUGUCGACAGCUCUAUUGGCGGUCAUCGCUGUUAUAAUAUGCGUACUAUUCAGGAUGCUGAACGUCCACAGCCAACCGCAAUUGCCCUUCGUGUGUUGUGCAGACAGAUCCUUGCUGGAAACCGUACAGAAGAUCGCACCCUUGAUCACAGAACCUUAUAUACCAACAAGACUAUGGGGAUUCAGCGGCCAUAUCCAAACAAUCCUUCACAGCAUCGUUGGCAGGGUUCGCUGCCCUUGGCCAAUUGGCGAAAGAGUCUAUUUGACGCUGAACGAUGAAAGUACUGUGACGUACGAUCUGUACCAGCCGUUGGGAGCCAUAGCGGAAGAUGAUAUCACUGUGGCCAUAGUCCCUGGCAUUGGAAACACCUCCGAGAGCGUGUACAUUCGAACAUUUGUUCACUGGGCUCAAUGUCAUGGGUAUAGGUGUGCUGUUCUGAACCACGUCGGCGCUCUGCGAAGCGUUCCCGUUACAGCGCCUCGGAUUUUCUCAUAUGGACACACGAAUGAUUUCCACGAAAUGCUCACGAAUCUUCUUACGAAACAUCCGAAUACGCAUCUGAUCUGUGUCGGAUUCAGCUUAGGGGGGAAUUUAGUUACCAAGUACAUGGGGGAAAAGGAUAGGGAGAGAUCAUCGCAAAUCAUUGGUGCCAUAUCCGUUUGUCAAGGCUACAACGCUAUCAAGGGUACACAAUUUUUGCUCAACUGGCAAAAUUUCCGCCGAUUCUAUUUAUACAUAAUGACGGAGAACAUGAAGGGGAUAAUCCUUCGGCACCGAAACAUUCUUUUGGCUGACGACGUGAAGAAUCGUCAUCAUCUGGUGGAAAGGGAGAUAAUGUCUGCAGCGACUCUCCCCGAACUGGACGAUGCUUACACAAAGAAGAUGCACAAUUUCCGCACCAUCACCGACCUCUAUAAAUGGAGCUCGAGCAUCAAUUACCUUGACAACAUCAAAUCUCCGAUGUUCUUCAUCAACGCCCGCGACGAUCCGAUCGUUCACGAAGAACUACUUGAACCUAUUAAGAAAUUUGCAGGAUCUCAUAAAAACGUGAUGUAUCUGGAAGUGGCACACGGCGGUCACCUGGGUUUCUACGAAGGUGGUUUGAUCUACCCGAACCCCGUGACAUGGUUAGACCGCGCUCUGGUUGCACUGAUCGGUAGUCUGGUGUUUAAACAUAACGAGUUGGCAUUGAAGACUGCAGCGUAAGCGCUUUUGAUAUCUGUAUAAUGAAGAAUAAGUUUCAUUAAGUAUAUACAAUAUAUAUUUUUUUAAAAAUCAAAAUUAACACUAGGGCAGCCCCGUUUAUUCAUUUAAACUGUUCUGUUUAUUUAACGUGAUGUGAUGUCCAAAGUAACAAAUGAGAUAGCUUUUUAUAAAUGUUUUUUAAAUGAAACUAUAUAUAUAUAUAUAGAUAGAUAAAUAAUGCAGGGUGUCUAAAUAUUAUAGAUGAGUGUGUAUACUACAUUAGCGCUUGUCUUGGAUGUUGAUGUUUGAAAAUUUUGCAGUUUAUGUAUUAUAGUAUUACUACAUUACUAGUGUAUUUGAUGCAGGCUAAUUUGAUAAUUCCAUUCGACGACCGUUGUUUUUGUACCACAAACAAAUUAUAAUUAUUUAUGGACCAACAAUAGUAUUCUGGUUUCCUUCUAUGUAUUUAUUUAUUUAAUUUCUAUUCCAAGCGAAUAUUGUGAUAAUAGUUUUUAACAAGUGCGUUUUAUUUCAGAUUUUUAAAGAAUACAAUA
Nicrophorus vespilloides is the source of this 1890-nucleotide messenger RNA. It is a transcript of the gene Hydr2, whose product is annotated as abhydrolase domain-containing protein 2. The transcript is spliced from 6 exons. Gene Ontology annotation, biological process: medium-chain fatty acid catabolic process; medium-chain fatty acid biosynthetic process; steroid hormone receptor signaling pathway. The record is from RefSeq and is a predicted model, not a curated record. The coding region runs from base 152 to 1357 and encodes 401 amino acids. Gene Ontology annotation, molecular function: monoacylglycerol lipase activity; acetylesterase activity. Gene Ontology annotation, cellular component: sperm plasma membrane; sperm flagellum. NCBI's taxonomy places the organism in Eukaryota, Metazoa, Arthropoda, Insecta, Coleoptera, Silphidae.